This is a messenger RNA of Limulus polyphemus (Atlantic horseshoe crab), 2090 nucleotides long. Its product is annotated as synaptotagmin-5-like. Gene Ontology annotation, biological process: regulation of calcium ion-dependent exocytosis; regulation of dopamine secretion; cellular response to calcium ion. NCBI's taxonomy places the organism in Eukaryota, Metazoa, Arthropoda, Merostomata, Xiphosura, Limulidae. Gene Ontology annotation, cellular component: membrane. The transcript has 7 exons. Bases 248 to 1717 code for a protein of 489 amino acids. Gene Ontology annotation, molecular function: calcium-dependent phospholipid binding; phosphatidylserine binding; SNARE binding. The record is from RefSeq and is a predicted model, not a curated record.
GAGAGGUGUUCUGGUGAAUAUUUCGCGCGUGCAACGCGUGUUCUGAUAAUGACGGUCUUAUCUGAGUGUGGUUGCUUAGUUACCAUACUAUAUUAUUGUUAGUAUAUAUAUCAAAUUACAGCACGGAUGAAAAGUGCUUUUCUACCUGUUGUUGACUGUUAAUACAGUUAUGUUACUAGUGUAAUUAUUACGACAAACCAUUUCAGAUAGAAGAAAAUAACUAUUUUGAAGUGGUCUGUACCUUUUGAUGACGAUUAUGACAUCAUCAAACAAGAGUAGCCUCUCUAAGGAAUACUCGGCAGCUGUAUACACCUGCGUUUCUCUGUUUCUUCUUGUCUUAAUUGGGAUCCUAUUUUACGUUCUUUGUUCAAAACGCUAUAAAUUAAACUGGUUUGAAAAAACAAACCUUGCUGCUGCAGAAGAAAAGAGAAAAGUUGAACCUUCAACGUCUGAAGCCGGAAGUAUAGAAAGUGCUAAAGAGGUGAUCCGGUCGAACGUAACUUCUUCUAGUGUUUCCAGGAUUUUUCGGCCUCAAGGCUCAGAUGGAUCACAAGGUCUUGCCUCGGAAGACGUUUGGGUUCCGUAUGACAUACAUAAAGAGGGCGCUGUAAGAGAGGCGGCAGUUGAUUUUGGUGAUGAACGCGUCCCGGAUACUCCACUGACGCCAUUGGGAACAAAAGUGUCACCAUUUGCCAUCUAUCAAACAGGAUUUUCAACAGCAGAGCGGGGAGCCUCACCCCUGAUCAAAUACGUUCAACCAACACCACUCCCCUCAAGUCCAAUCAGAUCACGACUGACUUCCAUGUACACCAAGUUGAAUCACACACAAUUUGAUGCCACGAUGUAUCAGAGUAAGGAAGCGGCGUCCUCUAGUGGCUCAGACAACAACUCACAAGGCUCGCUUCAGUUUUCUGUAAGCUAUAAUACCCAGUUUUCUUUACUAUGUGUUCGACUGAUUCAGAUACGUGACCUUAUACCUAGAGAUUUCAGUGGAACAGCUGACCCUUACGCAAAGGUCUGGUUACUUCCAGAUAUCAGAGAUGUUCGAAAAAGCAGUGUCCGCCGCAAAACUCUCAAUCCUCAUUUCGAAGAAGAUUUUGUCUUUGAUGUUCCUCCAGCAGAGCUUCGAGAACGGACGCUGGAAAUUUUGAUUUACGAUUAUGACCAAUAUUCCAGGCAUGUUUGUAUGGGAAAAGUACAGCUCCCAUUGGAUCGCAUAGAAUUCACCGAGAAGACAACAUUGUGGAAAGGAAUAACCAUUUGCGAAGCAGCGGAUGACCAGGUUCCUGACUUGGGGGAUUUAAUGUUUUCCUUGGGUUACUUGCCGAGUGCUGAGAGGUUGACAGUUGUUAUACUAAAAGCCAGGAAUCUUGUGUCUGCUGACGAGAGAAAGAAAAUAUCAGAUCCGUACGUAAAAGUGUCAUUGCAUCAUGGCGGGAAGCGGUACAAAAAGAAGAAGACCACAACACAGAGGGGAACCCUUAACCCUAUAUUCAAUGAAGCUUUGACAUUCAAUGUAACAAGAGAAAUGCUGCGGAGUGCUACUCUCGAGUUUUCCGUAAUGAAUGAUAAUAUCCUGAGCCAGAAAGAAAAUUUGGGUAGCGUUGUGAUUGGUCCGCAUUCCAAAGGGGACGAGGCGGCUCACUUCAGAGACAUGAUAGUUUCUAGGUCUGCAGUGGCAAUGUGGCAUUCUUUAAUGCCUCCGCGUUUAAUUUAGGGUUAGCUAAUCUUAGAGAUGUCACCUUACAAAUUAAGUUAUUUUAGCUAAAAUCUUAAUCGAUACAUAAGUUAAAAUAUAUCUAUAAUUUAACAUAUCUACAUCAAUAUACAUUUGAACUUUUUAAAACUACAUAAAUUAUUAUAUCAUGUCCACAUUACCUAAAUGGUCUUAAUAACUUCGUAAUAAAUCUAAGUCAUAUAUAAUUAUGUGAAAUACCCGUUCUGUACUAUUCACAUAAUUAAAUAAACCUAUUGAAUAUUCAAGUUAAAGUCAGUAUAGUGAAAUAUAAUUUUCACAUACCCCUAGUGGCACAGCGGUAUGUCUGCUGAUUUACAAUGCUAGAAUCCGGGUUUCGAUACCCGUGGUAGGU